Poecilia latipinna (sailfin molly) is the source of this 5240-nucleotide messenger RNA. Its product is annotated as claudin-20-like. Gene Ontology annotation, cellular component: bicellular tight junction; membrane. Gene Ontology annotation, molecular function: structural molecule activity. The transcript is spliced from 3 exons. The record is from RefSeq and is a predicted model, not a curated record. Lineage: Eukaryota; Metazoa; Chordata; Actinopteri; Cyprinodontiformes; Poeciliidae. The coding region runs from base 2357 to 3127 and encodes 256 amino acids.
UGACAUAAAGACAUGCUUAUAUUUCGGAUAAAGUAAAAUAUUGGCUGCUUUUUUCUUCUUGACACCGUUUGGUUUAAUAUUCUUUGUUGUAUUGUAUCCUAGCAUUAGAUGAUCAAAACAUUCUUAUUUCUAAAGCUAUUCGUGGUCUGUUACUUCAUAUUUAAUAUACAUUUUUUGUAGAAAUGCAAAAAUGUGUUACCCACAAUGGACGCCAUAUUGACGUUUUUUGCACAUUACAUCAGCCCAGCCCACUCGGCCAUGACUUCACCCAGAUGCUGUUCGCUCCUGUAAACCUUGUCACAUAACACACAGUUGCUUAUCUGAUAUCGGUUUUAUUUCGUUGAUUUCACUGUAAAAAUCAUCAUCGAGUGCUGCGCGGUUGACGCCACAAAAAGAGAAGGAUGCAAACCUAGCGUAAUGUUGUCUUAAACCUUUGGCGAGGAAAGAAGAUGGCGACGAUAGCAGCUGUUGAUUGUAGUCGCGGAUUUGCAGCAAAACCUUUUUACAAGGAUCUACAGAGUUCUGGUGGAUUUGGAGGCUUCAGCUGAUUUUUCUCCAGUUCCAGGAGGUUUACACUCAACAUGGUGUUAAGAGCGAAGGCCUGCAGGCGCCGCUCAAACCUCCAGAGAGCUGCUGUAAUGGAGCGGCGCCUCGCCGAGCGACACGAAGCAGGCGGAGGUUAAAACAUUCUGUUCAGGAUGUGGAACCAGCAUCAAACUGCUGCUUCCACACGGCGGCGCGGCGCGGAGCGGCCCGCGGCGCCGAAUCACUCAUUCUGACGGCUCAGGAAUAAAUUAAUGACCAUAAAUAUAAACUUAAAACUAUAGACACAUAAAUGCACUAAAAUAUUAAAACAAGCAAUUAAAUUAAAAAGAUAAACAUAUAAAAUGCACAGUAUGAAUUAAAUAAAAAAUAUGCAAAGCUUCUAUAAGGAUGAACCGUGAAAAAACUAAUUUUAUCGGCUUUGUGACAUAUGUCUGAUUUAUUAGAGCAAAUAAUACAAAAGCAUUAGGUUUUUAUUAUCAGAUCAUUUAAUAAAACAAUUAUUUUAUCAGUAAAUCAGAAAAUGUUGGUAUUUUCUGUUAACAAAACUAUUAACUCUAUGAAAAUGUUUGUAUUUCUGAUAAAUGGACCUGAAAUCUGCCUUUCAGUCUGUUUAUAUAAAACGGUGAGGAAAAAAAUAAAAAAUUAUUCCUAGAAUUAAAAUAAUGAAAAAGAUUUAAAUAUAUUUAAUGGGUGUCUGCAGUAAAACUUUAUUUUGGUGCAAAUUGUAAUAGAAAAAAGUCCAUAUUUUUAUUAAAUUGAUCAAUUAUCUGAUCAUUAAACAGAACUUGAAUUAGUAUUUAGUUUUUUUCUGUUUAAAUUUAUUGGAUUAUUUUACCAGAAGUCCAUGUUUGUAGUUUCUCCGCCCCGUCGAUCCCGUCCGGAUCAGGUGAAACGGAUCCGGUCGGGUGUCUGCGUCGUCGCUGCUGCUGCUGCAGAUCCACGCGUCUUAUUGUGAAAGGACAACGAACCCAAACUGCUGCAGCAGAAUGUGAAACGCGGCCGCAUUCAAUCACAGACGUCAGCUCUGCCUCUGCGGUGGGAACCAAAACGUCUGGGUUCUGUUUCCUCUUUGUUGGGAGUUUUCAACCCGAACGCAACAACAUCAAUUAGCCAGAACCGACGCCUGCGGACUCUUUAAACUUCUUCUCUCCCAGAGAAGCCGGCUGGAAAAUGUGUGUUUACAGUUUGCAGGCUGUGUGUGCAGGAUUAUGGUAAUAACAGGCUGCCGGGCCGCGCCGGUGGGCGGGCGGACGGGCGGGUCCGCGGACCCUUAUCAGCGCGUUGCAGCGGUUCUUCACCUUGAUUCUCUGCUUUAUCACCAAAACCAGACGAAGACGCUUCUGGAAGCCCGAACGAUCUGAUGCCAUCAGCGGCGGCUCUUAUCUUCACCCAGGUUUGCAGGAGGCGACCCAGAAGCGGCGAGAGGCGGCGCUGACCUUCAGGCUGGAGAGCAGGACCGGGUUCUUCUGCUGGUUCUUCUGCAGGAUGGGCUGAAGCUGUCCGGUUUCCAAGGAGACGGCAGGCGGAGGGGUAGUGAGCCCACACACGCUGCGCUCUCGCUCACCGCUGGACGUUCGUCUCUGCUCAACUUCCUCCAGAUGUUUGGCUGCAUCAGCAUCGCUUCAGUCCGGCGGAGCGGCGAGGGACGCCGCCGCUUUAAGAACACUUAAUUAAGAGUCAAUGAUCACCAAUUGAGCCAUUGAGCCGGCGCGUCCAGAUUUCCAGCCUCAGCUGCGUCCGUCACGCUCCACGCUCACGUCUCUCCUCCCACUGGAGGAAUUAUCUGCCCCGUGUCCGGGGGGGGUAAAACAUGCUGUCCGCCGCCGUUCAGAUCCUGGCGUUCGCCCUGGCGCUGCUGGGCGUCCUGGGCGCCACCGUGGCGACGCUGCUGCCCAACUGGAAGGUGAGCGUGAAUGCGUGGAGCAGCAUCAUGACCCCCAUCUCUCAGAUGCAGGGUCUGUGGGCGGACUGCGUGUGGUACAGCUCCGGCGUCUUCAGCUGCACCAUGAAGGACUCGGUGCUGUCGCUGCCGCCGUCGCUGCAGAUGAUGCGGGCCGGCAUGGUUCUGUGCUGCAUGGUGGCGGCGUUUGGGCUCUGCCUCGGCUCUCUGGGGCUCAAAUGCACCCAGUGGGGCGGCAGCCAGCGGGCGAAGGGCCACACGGCGAUGGCGGCAGGCGGCUGCUUCGUCCUGGCCAGCCUGCUCUGCCUGGUUCCGGCGGCGCUCUUCACCAACGAGGUCAUCACUGCCUUCCUGACCACCGACCUGCCGGACAGCAGCAAGUACCAGCCCGGCGGCGCGCUCUGCGUCACCUUCAUCGCCGCCGGGUUCCUGCUGGCCGGAGGAGUCAUCUUCUGUCUGUCCUGUCCGGGAAGCAGGUCCGCCGGACCGGACAGCGUCUCAAACUCUGACUCGAUCAGGCUGGAAAGGAGGCAGGAGCCGAAAGUGGAACCCAAACAGAAGAAGAAGAAAAGCGUGCGGCUGCAGACGGAUGAGGUGAGGCAGGAGAAAACGGUUCUGGACCGGCAGAAACUCCCACAGAAAGACCUGAAGGACAACUACAGCCUGCAGGAGUACGUCUGAUGCUCAGACGGAGGGGAAAUGUGGCGUUCAGGCGUCUGAACUGGGGGAGGUGUGUGUGUGUGUGUGUGUGUGUGUGUGUGUGUGUGUGUGUGUGUGUGUGUGUGCGUGUGUGUGUGGAGGGGAUAAUUACUAAAUGUUGUAAAUGACAGAUUGUAGAUUCAGCUGAAUGCGUCAGAAGCAGAGCAGGACUCUAAAGGAAAAAAAAAAAAACCUCAGAGACACAAAAGGCUGAAAACCUUUAAAACCCGACGGCUGCAGCGUCACUGAAACCAAAAACCUGAAGACAAAAAAACGUUUCAGCUCAAACUGAAACCAAAAAGCCAUUUAAACCAGCCAGUUUUCUGCCUUCAGAUAAAACUGAUGCUCCAACAGGGCUGCAACCACCAUUUCUGGGGACGGGGCCCCAAUGCAACAUUACACUCAACGCUCUUUUAUUUUUAUGCUGUUUUUCUUGCAGUGCAUGAAAAAAAAAGUUUCAUUCUAGAUCUAAACUGAAUUACUUUGUUUCCUUUAUUACCUGCAGAGUGAAUAACAAAAAAAUCCUGAGAACAGCUGCAGAUGAAAACUGGAAAGUUAGGAAAGCAAACCUAAAGCUUAUUUUUCCAUUUUUAUCUGCUGAGGAAAAAAAUACGGACAGAACAAAAUUAAAAAUGUACAGGAGCAUCAUGCAUGUUUCAUCUCUGCACAAAAACUCCAUCCAGUGGAUCACAGUAAAUGAAGUAAAAUAUUUUCCCUAUUAUCAGAUUUUUUCUGGGUUCAAUUUCCGUUAAAUUUAUUUUUAUUAUUGCACAUUCUGUGGAAACUGAGUAAAACUGCAGGGACAUUAAGUAAAUGUACUGAUUAGCAGUCUGAUGUUCCCACAAUUAUUGUUUUAGCAAAAAAAAAUCACAAUUGGGGUUUUUAAAAAUGUGUCCAGAUUUGUACCAAGGAUAAUCUAAGAAGCAACUUAAAAUAAAAUAACAAGGGUAAAGUAAUUGUAUUAUAAGGAUAAACUUGUACGAGAAUAAAGUCAUAAUAUUAUGGAAAUAAUGUCAAAAUAAUGCAAGAAUAAAGGUGUAAUUUGAGAAUAAAGUCAAAAUUACCAGAAUAAAGUUAUAAUAUUAUGACUUUAUUCUGGUAAUUUGUUUAAUCUUCGUAGUGUAACCCCAAAAAACUUUAUCCCAACUUGUUACUUUAGUUCAAAUGAAUGUAUAUGAUCAGCUUUAAAGGACACAAACUUGUUUCCCCCACAGCAACAAUUAAAAAACAUGAUCGCCACCUACUGGCAGAGUAUGGUAAUGGUCAAAAUUAAAGAGCAAAUAUAAUUUAAAGUUACCGCAUCAGUAUCUGCUAAACAUCAUGUUGGUCUAGUGACUUAGCAUAGUGUUUAGCGUAGCUAACUUAGUUAGCGGUUUUCAUAGUAAUGAAAACAUGACAAACAUCCUUGACAGGUUGCCAGAGAGAAAACAUCAGUUUCUCCAGAUUUUGAAUAAUUAAUUUGUUACAGUUGAUUAUAUUAAAAUGUAGAUUAUUUUGAAAACCCCACUAGGUGGCGAUAAUGGCAUCAAAAUACAUGAUGCUAGCAGUGCUAGGCUAGCAGCCUUUCAGAUCUUUUUUUAGUUCAUCUUUUAUUUGUCGCUGUUCGUUUUUUCUGUUCUGUUUCUAAAUUCUGCAGUUGAUACUUGAAGUUCAUUGGAAACAAUGUGCAGUUUAACUGGAACGUCUCGGUUUGUUUGUUUUUUCUCACCUUGACCAGCGACUGGGUGAGAAAAUCCACAUCAUUGUAAAAAUGUUCACUAAGCAAUUAGAUGCAGAUUUUUCUUUAUUAAUUUGUGAAAAGGUGACUUUAACAAACCAACACCUGCCUUGGACAGGCAGCCUGUGUUUGCAGAUUGCUGAGGAACCUUCCAGGAGAUUAUCUGGAAAAUUGCUUUGAUAGCCUCUUUUCUGUUUUAAUGACUGCUGAGAAAAUCACAGCUUCUGAAUGUGUGCUGAAUUUUUAUUGAACGCUGCUGCCUUCACCAUGUCUGCUUUGGGUUUGCUCUGAUCUCAUCAAUAAUUUCUAGAAAUCCUUCACUUUCUGCUUCAGCUGAACACUCUUGUAUGAGAAGCAAUAAAAUAUGUUGAGCUUCUU